Coccomyxa subellipsoidea C-169 is the source of this 2367-nucleotide messenger RNA. RefSeq lists its product as hypothetical. Bases 1 to 2367 code for a protein of 788 amino acids. The record is from RefSeq and is a predicted model, not a curated record. Gene Ontology annotation, molecular function: zinc ion binding; DNA-binding transcription factor activity; DNA binding. The transcript has 15 exons. Gene Ontology annotation, biological process: regulation of DNA-templated transcription. Lineage: Eukaryota; Viridiplantae; Chlorophyta; Trebouxiophyceae; Coccomyxaceae.
AUGGGCCGCAGCUCAGCACAGCAGCCAGGCCCGAAUGGCAGCAGUAAAGUUCCCUUAGAGAGCGGUGAGAGCGAUGCUGGCAGCGCAGAGGCGGCCGCGGCCGAGCGACGGCGCUCCAAGGCCGAGGCAGGGAGCAGUCAGGCGCAAUCCAGUCAACCGGGGUCCAGUCAGGCGCAGUCCAGUCAACCGGGGUCCAGUCAGCUGGGGUCCAGUCAGCCGGCAGGCCCCGGCAGGACGGUGCGCCUGAUCAAGGGCCCCGGCGGACGCCUCAUCCGCGCGCCGGUGGCGGCCGGCUCGGACGAUGAAGACGGAGAUCCGCUGCCGACAAGCAGAGCUGCGCGCACAGAAAAUCCCGAGGAGGAGGGAACGCGGAGGACAGUGCGGCUGGUGCGGGGCCCUAAGGGCGAGAUGAUGGAUGCGCGGAAGGUUGCCGGCUGGGUCACCCUGCCAGACGGGCAGCGCACCGUGUGCCCGCGCUGCGAGGGGCAGGCCUUCAUCCGCGCCAAGGGGGUUGCAGGCGGUGUUUUGACGUGGCUUUUUAUGACCGGCGAAGCCGAGAUCGACGGCAUGGAUCCGCGCGGCGGCGCGCGGCCGCGCCGGACCGGGGGCGUCGGACGGCGGGGGCCACUGUCGGACGAGCACAAGGAGAAGAUACGCGCGUCUAUGGCCGGGCGAAAACGGCAGCCGCUGCGGGAGGAGCACAAACAGCGCAUAAGUGCGUCGAUGCGCGCGGUGCACAGCGAGGGGGGGACCCGGCAGCACAUAAGCGCCAGCGCUCGGGGGAAGGCCAAAACGUGCGCUCUGUGCGGAGAGGCCGGUCACAACAAGCGCACCUGCCCCCUCAAUCCCAGCGCAGAGGCGCCCGCUGCCAAGCGGCCCAAGGCGACGAUGUAUCCUCGGCCGGAGGGUGGGCCGGUCUUCAGAGGCGUCACAUGGGCUGCCAGCAACGGGUGCUGGCGCGCACAAGCCUGGGAUGGCAACAAGGUGCAGUGCGUGGGAUUUUUUGACGACCCUGAGGAGGCGGCCAGGGCGUACGACCAGGCGGCGCUGCAGUUUCGGGGUGACAAAGCGGUGACUAACUUCCCCCGGGAUGACUACGAGGAAACUUCUUCAGAGCAGCCGGCCGCCCCCGACGAUGAAGCUGAGGAGGUGCCCGAUCUGGUAGAAAUUGGGGCUGAAUCAGCGUCCAGUCAGCCGGUUGCUGCUCAACCUCUUCCUGCAGCCGUGGAGGAGCGGAGAGCAGAUCUGCAGCAGGAGAAAGAGCUGGAGAAUGUGGCGGCCAAGGCGCCGCCGGUGGUGUUCCCUCUGCCGAUGACUCGUGAGGAGGCGGUGCAAGGCGCCGUGGAGGGUAUCCUGCGCGCAUGGGCCGCAGGCAAGCGGCGGCAGCGGGUGGAGCUAUUGCUCCCUGAGGACGGGGCAUCGCCGUUUGACGGUGGCGGCUGGCCCGGGGGCGUGAAGCAGCAAUUUGCGGCGGUACGGUCCAUGGUCGAGGCCACGCUCAUGCAGCUCAAGCAGCGGCCUGAGUUCAGGGGCCGGUUGGAGGCGCGCUGGCUGGAUGAGUCCGACUGCGUGGGAGCGUGGCAGAGCGACUCUCUGGCGGCCGUGGUGCUCCCCACAGCCGACUCUUUGGAUGCGCUGAGAGAGAUCGAUGCGGAUCGCGGCGGCCGGCGGCUGAUCCUAGUCUUCAACCCGCAAUGGCAGACCGACGGCCAGAUCGUGUCAGACUUUGGGUUUGGGCGGAGCAAGCAGGAGGCGGAGGAUUUUGUGGGCAGCUUUGAGGACGCGGCGGUAACUAAGCGGCUGCGCAUAAUGGGCGACGACGUGCACUUCAUAUGGGCGAAUGGGCAGGGAGCGCUGUUGGCAGGAGUGGAAAGAGUGCGGCCCGGCUACGAGCGGCUGCUGCAGCUGCUGCGGUCUGUGCCAGGCUCCAAGGCAUCGCGCUCCUGGGUGGACCGAGUCAAUCCCUUCACGCGGCUGGGCAUGGGCAAUGGCGCAUCGGUGGAAGAGCUGCUGGCCGCGAGAGAUGCGGCCGAGCGCAGAAUGCGCGCAGCACAGAACGGCGUCAGAUCUCCGAUCCCGGCCGCCGAUCCGCUCAUGCCGCCGCUCGGCUCUGGCUUGGGGGAGGACGCGAGAUCAGGCGCAGUGGCGCCAGAACAGGCGGCGCUUACUAAGGCCGCAAACAACGAGUCAUCGUCGGACAGCGCACGGCUGGAGCGCGCGGGGGCGGCGGACCGGUUUGGGGGCGUUGACAUAAUUACGGGCCGCCCCGUGCGCGAUCUAAAACUGGAUCCGGUGCUGCAGCUGGCUCGCUGGCAGCGGUCCAUCUUUGGGUCCAAGGAUGACUCUGUAGACGAGGAGGGGGAGUGA